This is a messenger RNA of Oncorhynchus kisutch (coho salmon), 3940 nucleotides long. Its product is annotated as neuronal migration protein doublecortin. The coding region runs from base 455 to 1594 and encodes 379 amino acids. Gene Ontology annotation, biological process: retina development in camera-type eye; intracellular signal transduction; photoreceptor cell development. The record is from RefSeq and is a predicted model, not a curated record. The transcript is spliced from 8 exons. Lineage: Eukaryota; Metazoa; Chordata; Actinopteri; Salmoniformes; Salmonidae. Gene Ontology annotation, cellular component: axoneme.
AAAACACAGGGAUCAAAUCAACUCAGCAGGCAGAUUUUUUCUCUCUCCAGAUUUGUAUUUCUAAUUUCAAUAGGCAGCAUAUACAGUGCAUGGGUGUCUGAAUGAAUAAAAAACUAUUCAUCAUGGCACAGUAGAUUCCCGAAAGUAAAAAAAAAAAUCAGAUCUGAAAAGGUUUACAUCAUCCUUUUGUGAGAAAUACCCCAAAAUGCCGGUCAGUGCCAUUGCCAUGCUAGGGCGGGUUCAGCAGGGUCGCCUCUAGGACCCAGCAGUGCAGCCGGUCAGGUAGGCUCAGCUCGUAGACUAGAGAGAGGCAGACAAAGGCAGAGAGAGCUCGUGCCGCUAUCCUGCAGCAUCCACACCCACCCACCUCACUCCAAACGCUCCAGCGCGGACUUCCCAGAGCUCAGCACAACCAGCACCUCUCUACCACGGACCCUACCUGACAUCUGUCACCAUGGAGCUGGACUUCGGCCAUUUUGACGAGCGCGACAAGCCCCGUACCCCACGGGGUGGGCGCAUGAACGGGCUGCCUAGCCCCACCCACAGCGCCCACUGCAGCUUCUACCGCACGCGCACCCUGCAGGCCCUCACCAACGAGAAGAAGGCCAAGAAGGUGAGGUUCUACCGCAACGGAGACCGCUACUUCAAGGGCAUCGUGUAUGCCGUGGCCGUGGAACGCUUCCGCACCUUCGACGCCCUCUUGGCCGACCUGACGCGCUCGCUCUCCGACCACAUCAACCUUCCCCAGGGGGUCCGCUUCAUCUUCUCCAUCGACGGAAUGCGCAAGAUCACCACCAUGGACGAGCUGGAGGAAGGAGAGAGCUACGUCUGUGCGUCCGAGAACGUCUACAAGAAGGUCGACUACACGAAGAACGUCAACCCCAACUGGUCUGUGAAUGUGAAGGCCUCGGCCAGCCAGAAGAACCUGCAGAGCCUGGCCAGCAAGCAGGCCAACGAGGCCCGGGAGGGUAAGGAGUUUGUCCGCCCCAAGCUGGUGACGGUGAUGCGGAGUGGCGUGAAGCCGAGGAAGGCCGUCCGCGUGCUGCUCAACAAGAAGACAGCGCACUCCUUCGAACAGGUGCUCACCGACAUCACAGAGGCCAUCAAGCUGGAGAGCGGCGUGGUCAAGAGGAUCUACACACUGGACGGAAAGCAGGUCACCUGCCUUCAGGAUUUCUUUGGUGAUGAUGAUGUCUUCAUUGCCUGUGGCCCUGAGAAGUUCCGCUAUGCCCAGGAUGACUUCUCUCUGGAUGAGAAUGCGCUCUACCCCUCUGGAACCAAACCCAAAUCAGCCCAGGGGGCCUUUAAUAACCAAGAAGGGUGCAGGAUGAUGAAGAAGAAAGGUUCUAAGAGUCCAGGUCCGAUCCGGCGCAGCAAGUCUCCUGCUGAAUCGACCAACGGGACGGGCUCCAGCAGCCAGCUCUCUACCCCAAUUUCCAAGCUGUCCCCCACCUCCACCCCCAACAGCCCAGGCAUCCACCGCAAGCAGUCCCCCACCUCCACCCCCAACAGCCCAGGCAUCCACCGCAAGCAGAAGGAUCUCUACCUGCCCCUAUCUCUGGAUGAUGAUGAUUCUCUUGGCGAGUCUAUGUAGAGCCUCCUGUCUGUCUGUCUGUCAGUCAGCUGCUGCUGCCUGCCUGUCUCACCCAGGCCUACCUACCACUCAGAUGUAUCUCUGAUGCUCUCCACCUUCACUAACGGCCAGCGCCUUCUAGUGUUCCUGGAGGACUUCUCCAUUUGAUCUCUCCCUGGUGCCACGCGUUAAGUCUACCUGGCUUGGCCACCACGGCUGUUCCACCUUUUGCUGCUUGAGAAUUCACCACUAGAUCAUGUUUUUAUAUCCUAUGUUGUUAAGAAUGUAUAUGCUGGGCGUAUACGACAAUGAUGUACGAAUUACCGCCUCUAACAAAUUCACCAAAUCAUUAUAUUGUGUGAAGGUUCACUAUUACAUGUUUGUUGUUAUACUUUCAAAGGAGGGCACAUCAUUUAUUUACAAGCAAUUUCAAAAAGGCAGUUCCCACAAUAUAUCUACGGUGUCUUUUUAACUUGAAAACCAUGCAUCCUGAUAUAGUGCAAACAACACAUUUUCCAAAUUCAAGUGAAAAAUUCCAAGCAGCAAAUUGACUAUUUAUCCAGGGGUGUAGUAGUCAGACUUGAGUUAAAGUUUGAAUAAUGUCUCUCUGUCCAUCUCUCUUUCUGUGCUAUGGUUCAAGGUGUUAAAGUAAUGAACAUUUUUAGUUUUAGGGGAAGGCUCUUUAGCCAUGAGAGUUGAAUGUCCUUUUCAUCCGCUGUAAAUACUGUGUAUAGCCAUCGCUACAUCCCAGCUAAUGCCUAACAUUCAUGCUUCCAUCGAGCGUCAAUACAAUGUCUGCCAAACGUUGAAUCAACAUAACAUGUUUUUCAUCUAUCUAUGAGGGAAAAACACUGCAAGGCACAGGAGCCAAGAAGCUCUGAAACCGUUAGAGUAGGAGUACUGGGGAGAAGUCCUCUUAGUGUGUAGAAGCCAACCAACCAACCAACCAAAGCCAGAAAAUGUGGCCCUUUUUUUAAAAACAAACAAGCACAUCUUUUUUUAUUAAAAAAGGGUUUAGGAUUUUUAAGUCUAUUUUAGCAUGAUUAUCUUUCCUCCUUUUUCAAGCUGAUUCUAAGGAGACUUUAAUGUUCAUGUGAUGAAGCCAGGUGUACUAUAUUGAGGCAAGUUUUGAAUAAACGAGCAAUGUGGAAAUCUGAAAUGUAGAUAAUCUGUAAUGCCCCAGUAGAGUCAUACGUGUAGGCUACAUGUACUGUCUGUAUGUUACUGGGACCUCCCAUUAGUCCAAUUUGACCAGACCAUGUCCAUAUAGGGGAAAUAGAUUUUCACCAGCAUAGAAAAACAAUAAGUAGAGCUUCUCACAUUUUGCAUGACUAGAUCUUGUUUCUUUUUUUCUUAGUGCUUAAUGAUUGAAUACAACAUUUUUAGAUAGGAGGAAAUUGCAUUUUUGGAUUUGUUCAAAAAAAAAAGUUGAAUUUUAUUGUUGAUAAAAUGUUAAAAGUAAUAUACAUAUAUGUCUAAAACAAUAACACAUGAAUGGUUAUAAUAAUGUCAUGUUCCUGGAGAGAAUGUCCAAUGAAAUCUGAUGGACACAAUGUGUAAUGCAAAGGGAAUUAGUGCAGGCAUACAGGGCCAUUUUUCUGUGGCAGUCAUCACAAGGAAUAGUGACAUACUAGCCUAUUAGGUAGACAGACUAUGUAUUACGUAUGUCAGGUGUGCACCUCUCUCUGGAUCUACCUGACUCUGCAAAAAAAUCUGCUAAAUUGGACCCAAGUGAGCAGCGCAGCAACUAGACUCCUCCCACCCUCCUUCUGCAGGGUGAUGUCAUUGUGAUGUCCGCACUACAGCUAGUCCAACUGCAGGUCCACUUUUACCCCGUCUGGGAAUCAACACUGUGUAAAAUAAAACCUUAAGAGUUUGUUUUUCUUAUGUGGACAUUUCAGUUCGACUUUCUCAUCAGCUGUUUGAUAUCUUUUAUCUUUGCCCCAGAUUCUCUUCAGCUUAACAUUAAGUGUCAGUAGUUUUGUGUGAAGCUGCGGUCACCAUGUCAGACAGAAGGUGGCAACCACCUCUCAGCUCCAGUGUUGCCUUUUUUGGGGGGGAUAAAAAAAAAGAAUAAUAAUAAAGAGGAAAACUAAGACUUGUUCUUUGUUAACCAACUGUAAAUCUUUUUUAAAUGUCUUUGUAGCGCUGCGGUCAGCGCAGUGUGAACUCUCAUUGUUUGUAGACUGCCAGGAUAAUAACUUUAUCAUGGUGCAAAUGUAUUGUUCUCUUUAUGACUUGGGUUACUGGGAAAUGUACAAUGUCUUUGAUGGUGUUUUUUGCAAUGUCACAGUGGCUUGUUUCAGUGCUUCGUUCUAUGUAUUAAUCAAUUCCCUUUUGCAAUUAAAAGAGUUGUGUUCCACCUCC